AUGGCUCAAAGUAUAUUCAUCUUGGCUAAGAAGGGGUGGUUGAUGGUGGUGGUGGUGGUUGAUGUAGGCGGCGUAGAGGAGGUGGUUGUUAAAAGCGUGGAAGUUUAUGUGGGCGGCGGGGCAGGGGUGAGGGAGGUGAGGAAGCGGUGGGAGACAACAGUACUAUUGUUUUGCCAAUACAGUAUGGAUGCUAUAAAUUCCCCGAACCAGUUCAAUAUUCGGGGAGUCAGAAUCAUCGUACUAAUCCAACAAGUUCCAAUUCUGGAGUCAAUUGACAGAAUUUUUAGGAGUUUUAACUUCGGUAAUGGGUCAGGGUUACUUCAAUAUUGGGAAUGCACACCUUCUGAAUUAGAGGAUAUCGGAUGCAAUCUUAUGUUGACAGAUCAAACCUUUAUGUCAACUCCAGAUGAAGGACUUGAGGAUUACAGGAGGAGAUGUCUUGAAAAUCCUCAUCGUUUUGUUGGAUUAGAAACAAGUGUGGGCAACUGGUUAGCUGGCCGAGCAGCUCAAACUGGGAUUGCAGAUCAUCGGACAAUACAUCAUGUGCUUAAUCAAGAAGAUCAACAUUCUACAGACGUAGGAGGCAAGGGGCAGUUAGUUUUGCCUGUGUUUUAUGACCAGGGUGCUGGGAAUAAACUUGUGGGGAUUAUUGAGUUUGUCACGCCUGUACCAAAAGAAUGUUAUGUUGAAGAUUUUGAACAUAUUCAUGAUUUACUGAAGGAUGAGGGGUUAAAGUCUGAAUAUUUGGGGAAGACGAUAAAAGUCGAGUACAAUGAUAUGAUCAAGUUUACACUGCCCCUUUCAGCUAAAUUCACAGACCUGCAAAGCAAAGUGACAGAGAGAUUCACGGAUUUAGAACACCAAGAGUUUCGUGUCGAGUAUAAUGACACCGAAGGUAACCGUCUUCCAAUCGCAAGUGAUGUAGACCUCCGGGUUUGCAUGGCUGAGUCAAGUUCAAAGGGGGCCAAGUUCAUCAGAAUGUAUGUUCUUUUGAACCCAUAGAGUGAUAACAUCUUUUUUUUUCUUCUUUUGAUAUUUUGAAGUU
Molecule: messenger RNA, 1045 nt
Organism: Helianthus annuus (common sunflower)
Lineage: Eukaryota; Viridiplantae; Streptophyta; Magnoliopsida; Asterales; Asteraceae
Exons: 4
Coding region: 1-1002 (333 amino acids)
Molecular function (GO): DNA-binding transcription factor activity; protein binding
Source: RefSeq, a predicted model, not a curated record